Merops nubicus (carmine bee-eater) is the source of this 714-nucleotide messenger RNA. RefSeq names its product PTC7 protein phosphatase homolog (S. cerevisiae) (gene PPTC7). The record is from RefSeq and is a predicted model, not a curated record. The annotation marks the transcript as partial. The transcript is spliced from 5 exons. Lineage: Eukaryota; Metazoa; Chordata; Aves; Coraciiformes; Meropidae.
GGGUGGCAGAUGGCGUUGGUGGCUGGAGAGACUAUGGGGUUGACCCCUCUCAGUUCUCAGGGACUCUCAUGCGAACAUGUGAACGUUUAGUGAAGGAGGGACGGUUUGUACCGAGCAAUCCUGUCGGGAUCCUCACCGCAGGUUAUUGUGAGCUGCUGCAGAACAAAGUACCUCUGCUUGGGAGCAGCACAGCCUGUAUAGUGGUUCUGGACAGAACAAGUCAUCGUUUACACACGGCCAACUUGGGAGACUCUGGAUUUUUGGUAGUCAGAGGAGGAGAAGUAGUACAUCGAUCUGACGAGCAGCAGCAUUACUUCAACACUCCCUUCCAACUGUCAAUAGCUCCACCAGAAGCAGAAGGAGUUGUCUUAAGUGACAGCCCUGAUGCUGCUGAUAGCACUUCUUUUGAUGUCCAACUUGGAGACAUUAUUUUGACUGCGACAGACGGACUGUUUGACAACAUGCCUGACUACAUGAUCCUGCAGGAGCUGAAAAAGCUGAAGAACUCCAACUACGAGAGCAUACAGCAGACUGCGAGGAGCAUCGCCGAGCAAGCUCACGAGCUGGCCUAUGACCCCACUUACAUGUCACCAUUCGCACAGUUUGCGUGUGACAACGGGCUGAAUGUGAGAGGGGGCAAACCAGAUGACAUCACCGUCCUCCUUUCGAUCGUAGCCGAGUACACAGACUGACGGGCCGGAGCGCCGGCCCCCG